Prorocentrum cordatum is the source of this 1448-nucleotide messenger RNA. Lineage: Eukaryota; Dinophyceae; Prorocentrales; Prorocentraceae. The record is from the annotation of a GenBank genome assembly.
GGCGCCCUGCAGCUCGAGGCCGCCGCCGCCCUGGGCUGCGACGUCGCCGCCCGGGAGGUCGCCGCGGAGCGCCUCGCCGCGCGGGACUGGGCCGGGCUGCGGGGGCACCCCUGCGUGCCCGGCGACGUCCUCGACCAGCUCGAGGCCGGCGUCGAGGACCCAGCGGACGCGGUGGAGUACCUGGGCGAGCGCGUCGUUGCGGACGCGGGGCCCGCGGCGAUGGAGGGGCUGUCGUUCCUGAGCGUGGGGGCCCAGCACACCUCCUGCGUGAAGGGCCUGCUGCCGAAGGUGAUGUACAUCGGCGUGGGCCACUCCGGGUCGACCACUCUUGCCGACGCGAUGAACUUGCACCCGGACCUCACUUAUGGCCAGACCAAGGAGCACAAUUGCAUAUGGAACUACAACGGUGACAACAAGGCAGGGUUCAUCGAGAGGUACACGGGGCAAUUCCAGGUCAAGUGCUCGAAGAAGAUCGCCUUCGACUCAAGCCCGAGGACCCUGUUCCUUGGAGACCCAGGCGAUGAGCAGACAAUCACUUACCCCAUCGCAAAGAAGUUUGGCCUUGGAGAGGGGGCCGUGGCGGCCUUGAAGGACGUCCUGGGCCCAGAUGCCAAAUUCAUCACAAUGUUCCGCGAUCCCGUGCCAUGGGCGAUGUCCAACGGCGUGCAGGACGUCCUGGACGAGAAGGAUCUGAAGGACAUUCAGAUCAACAGGUCGAACCUCGGCUUCGGCAAGGGAUUCCUCAAGGGGCAGACCCUGACCCACGGCUUCUUCGCGAAGCGCGCCUGUUACGCCAACGGGCUGGAAGCGUGGCUGAAGGUAUUCCCCAGGGAAAACUUCCUGUUCCUCACCAGCGAGGACUUCUUCGCCGACCCCCAGGCCACCUACGACCAGGUGACAGACUUCCUUGGCGUUCCGCGCGCCCAGUACCCAGAGGACCUGUCGAAGGGCGGCUCUGGGCGCAGGCGGAACAGCCGGAAGCACCACGAUGAUGUUCACGAGAAGUACCAUGCUUUGCCAUCGGUGAAGAGUUGCCGUGAGAGAUUGGAGAAGAUGACCGGCCUCAAGCUGAAGUGGACCGACCAUGUCGAGUGAGUUCGGGGCCCCGGGUCUUGUGGGAGUUGUUCCGAGGAGCGGAUUGCGUUUCGAAGAUUUUUGACGAUGCGCUUUCCCACCUGCUUCGCUCCUCACUGUCUGACGAUGGGUGAGGGCGUUCUCGGCCGAGUGGACAGUUCCUGCAUGCUCUGUGGACGCGAGCAAAAUGCUCGCCAGCGUGAACCUCAAACAGAGAUGUUCUUGCAAUCUAUUCGUGUGGCGCCAUACGAGCUCCGCCACUGGACAUGAUCUGCGCGAAGAAUGGCGCCACGCGAGCCACCCUCAAAGUCAUCCCCGGGACCUUUCCUGGAGCGUGUUUUGGCCAAGAUUCCGGGGCGAGCACGGCCGCUGCC